This is a messenger RNA of Asterias rubens (European starfish), 2176 nucleotides long. Its product is annotated as testis-expressed protein 26-like. The transcript is spliced from 8 exons. Gene Ontology annotation, cellular component: cytoplasm. Lineage: Eukaryota; Metazoa; Echinodermata; Asteroidea; Forcipulatida; Asteriidae. The coding region runs from base 8 to 1207 and encodes 399 amino acids. The record is from RefSeq and is a predicted model, not a curated record.
CGUAACAAUGGCGGCCUCCGUGGAGAUCGAGCCGUCUGCUGCUAGGCAAGGAUGGGUUACUGAGGCUGAUUUGAUGGCUGAAACAAAACAACAUCCGAACUCUGGAGUGAAAUACGUGACUAAGUUCGACCACGACUCGUUAACAAAAGGUUUCUCCCGCGACCUCCAGCAGUUUUACGGCAAGGCGAAUGAGCAGGACAAACGGCGUUGUCUGGAGCUCCUUGCUACCCUGCACAUAGGGGAGGACCUCAGCAAGAAAUCGGCGGUUAGGAAACCUACUCGACCAAAAGACACCAAACUACAGAGACCCAAAACUGCAAUGGCGUCUUUCGGUCGAGCAAGCACCCCGCAGAAAGUUAAACGGACCGUGACGUCAUACAGGAGGGAUUACCCAGGGAUCAUUGCUCCGUCUGCACCUCCUGCCAGACCACGGUCAACAGAUGGUCUGUACCAAAACUCCUACGAUCUAGACGGACCUAUAGGAACACCCACUUACAAUAAGGAGUUUUCCAAUAAAGGAUUCUGCCGACCGGAUCUUAUACGGACCGGGACAUCAUCGGGAGAUAGACGCAAUAACCCUCAUCCAUUCGAGUCUUUCAUGGUGUGGCGGUUCCCGAAACACGUACCCAAAGACCAGCAGUUAUAUCCCGGUGAGAUUACAGACCAGAUGAUGGAGGAGAUUCUACGAGAUAAGUGCAAAUCCACCUACCAAAGCGACUACCUAGGAGUCCCUCAGGGUUACCAGAUGAAAUCUGCCUUCGAUGACUACGUGGACUGGCGAGAGAAGAUCCCGUACAGUCUCGCCUCAUCUACGAGAUUCUCGUACCAGUAUCCCAAACAGCAAGACCCAUUACGAGGGAACAAUAGCCGGUAUGGAUGUAAUAAAGGCAAGAAUUUGAAGGCAACUGGUAUCGUUCCUCUCGCCUCCACACAUCAAAUGAAUCUACGUCGACACACCACGUAUGACCGCUUCUUCAACAAGCCAUUCCGCCCAGGCAUGGUGCAGGUAUCCAAGGCUCUAGAAGCAGGAAAGCUGGGAGAAUAUCUACAAACAGCAACAGAUAAAGAACGAGAUGUUUUGAACAAGAUGUUGGAGUCUAUGGCAAAGACGGGCCCUCCCAGACCCCCAUCAAGCAGUGGAUCGUCCAGACCAAAGACUGCCCAGCCAAACCACACAUGGAUCUCUAAAUGGAACGGUCCUAUGUAGAUGCCAAGAACUCGUCUAUGCAAUACUUUACUACAAAAAAAACUGUCUUCUGCAAUAAUUGUUUUCUAUUUAUGAUUUAGUGACUAUACUUGAUACAUUUGUGGACCAUCAACAUGUUUCAUCAGGUGUCUACAACAAAUAUUAACAUCUUUCGACUUGGUGCAUGUUGGUGAAACAUUCUAUAGUUUACAUUAAUUUGAAAUAAGACGGGAAUAAAACCUAUUGACAUUGUACCCAACUUGAGACCCUAUAUAAUACGAUACGUCGGCUUUCGUUUCGCUCCACUCAUAGCAGGACGGUUAAAUUGUCUGACCAAAGACUAUCAACAAAAUUUCUUCGAACUUUCUAACUCUGUGUGCUGAUGUGAAAUAAUCAAACAUGGAUUACUCGCGAGGAAUACCGUCUCCGUGCAUUAACCCAGAUAUUCUCCACCAACAAAAGGUCACGAGCUGAGCUAGAACCGAGGACCAUCGCAUUUCGAAUCUCAAAUUUAAAUAACAGCAGUAGAACCUUUAAAGACUUGGUGAACACCAUGACCGCGACUAUAGACCUUUUGGUUACUGGGAUGUGCAUUUACGUAUGGGCAGAUUUACCCAUCAACCGAACAGUGCAACUAUAAUGUGUUGAUCAUAAAGUCAAAUAUGGCUUGACGGUUUCUUCUUUUGUUUUUGUAUUUUUGUAACUUCAGUCGGAAUGAUUACCGCCCGUAACAAUUUGUGAUUAUCAAUGGUCUCCUUCCUGGAUAUGAAUCAAGUCAAAUUUGAAAAUAGUUUCGAGUCAAUUAACAUCAAAUCUGAUGUCCGUUGUCCUUCCGUUGUCCUUCUUUACAUUCCGUUUGUUUCUCGUUUUAAAAACAAAAUGCUUGUGUGUGCACUUUACGUUAUCUGGGAGUUUUUGAAAGACUCUUUUUAUAAUGUAUAAUUUAGGAUUACUCUGUAUAUAAAUUAUAUUGUUUCAGCUACCACGCAA